Molecule: messenger RNA, 2029 nt
Organism: Neltuma alba
Lineage: Eukaryota; Viridiplantae; Streptophyta; Magnoliopsida; Fabales; Fabaceae
Product: 4'-phosphopantetheinyl transferase HetI
Exons: 8
Coding region: 1061-1831 (256 amino acids)
Cellular component (GO): cytosol
Molecular function (GO): holo-[acyl-carrier-protein] synthase activity; magnesium ion binding
Source: RefSeq, a predicted model, not a curated record
AUAUAUGUUUUGGUGUGCCUUGGCAGUGCUGGGGCAUAAUAUUUAGCUCGCGCCGGCGGUGGUGGUUGUGGAACUCACGGGGAGCCCCAGGACUUAACGCUGUUCUCAUUGUGAAGCUCAGCGAUAGAGCCCGAAGGCUCACGUGAGGUACGAGGUACAGCUUCAGAGUCUCCGACAUUUCCCUCGGCCUUCGCCUUCACCUUCGUUGGCCUUCAGCCUUCAAUUUCUUCGGCCUUCACCAUCAACUUCCCGUUUCAGGCUCUCACGUCGUUUGCUCUUCACAGUUCGUCUCCUCGUCACCUUGUACUCCGUCUCCUCCUUCGAGAGAUCUGCUGGAACUGGGACACGAGUUUAAGAGAUCUUCUGUAUUUGGUUUGCAUAAUUGCGUUUAUUCAAUUUGUCAGUCUUCUAGUUCUUUCGACUUGAUUUAAUUUUGAAUUGCUUACACGAUAUUUCGGUUCGAAGUAUCGCUCAAUCUUUGAAUUUCCUUCUCCAGUUCUAUCUCUAUAUGUAAAUUACUCCCUGACAAUAGUCUGGCUUCCAGGCCUCUUGCUCCCCUAUCUCACAAUUGGAAAUAUUAUAAAGAUUACAGUUUAUGGCAGCAAAAUGGUCUCCUUUUACUUUCCAUUUCCGCUGGACUGCAGCUUGUAUGCUGAAUUAUCUUUUUCCGUUCCAUAUUUACUUUCAAUACCUUCAAACAAGUAUUUUAUGUUUACCAGGGUGCACAGAUAUUUGUGUUGUCUUGGUGCUUUCCUUACAUAUUGCUUUCGCAAGAGACGAUUCAGAAUACAACCGGCAGUCCUGAGCAUGCUUGUUCCCGAUUGUGGAUGAAUUCUUUGCAAAGCAAAUUAAGUUCAAUGAUGAAUAUAAACUGCUUCGGAAGGAAUCUCUUCUCCGCCUCAUUCCCCCUUCCCGCUGUGCAACUUCCUGCAAAAAAGUAUGAAAUGGUUUUGGGGAAGUUCAUUUUUGGUAUAUUUUACCAGAUGAAGUGAAUAGCGCAAAUCUACUAAAUCAAUAUACGGAAAUUUUAUCACCAUGUGAAAAAGAAAACAUCUUCCGCAUGAGAGGGGAACUGCUAAAGAAAAGAGCACUGUUAGCUCGUACAUUAGUUCGCACUACCUUAGCAAGAUACCAGACGAAUUGUCAGAUUGAUCCAAAAUCCUUAAAGUUUGCGAAGAACACUUAUGGAAAGCCUGAGGUAGACUGGCAAUAUUCUGAUGAUUGGAGCCUGCCGCCAUUGCAUUUUAAUAUCUCACACACUUCAUCGUUGAUAGCUUGUGGAGUGACAGUGGAUUCUCCAAUUGGCAUUGAUGUGGAAGAGAAGAAAAGAAGGUUAAAGAAUAAUAUUUUAGCUUUUGCCCGACGAUACUUUACUCAGCAUGAAUUGGAAAUGCUGACUGGCAUUUCAGAUCCUGAAACUCAACGACAGGAGUUUAUAAAAUUGUGGACUCUGAAGGAAGCUUAUGUAAAAGCACUGGGCAAGGGCUUCUCAGCUUCACCUUUUAAUACAUUUACUGUUCGAUUAAGGGACUGCUUGAAAAAAGGCAUAUGUCAUUCGCCUCAUCUGAUUUCUGAGGUACCCAAAAUAAUUAUUGAAUCAUCUGGUGAUCGCAAUGAUCCCUCGGGAAACUGGCAAUUUGUGCUUCUGGAGUUGUUGCGUUCUCAUUAUGCUGCUAUUUGUAUGGAGCAGGACACGAUCUCUGGAGGCAAUGGUAGCGUUCCAAUAAAUCUGACCAUACGGAAAACGAUCCCUUUCGUUAAAGAUGAACAUAUAUCCGGGACUGACGUUGUAGUAGUUGGUGGAUUGACUAGACUCUUGGGUCCUGCAUAAUGACAACAGCGCAAGAAGUGUCACUCCUAUAUAUCGUGCACAACUUGUAUACUUGAUUAAUUUGUGUACUCUAUCUGAAUGUAAGGCUUAUUUCCCAUUUUCCAGUGACAAUUUUGUGAUAUAUGAUUAAAAAGUUGGUGGUGAUUGUGAUCUUUUUGGUUCCCGUGAGCACCGAAAUGAGAGAACCAAUUAGCCCAC